AUGCGCCUCUUCUUGAUACGCCAUGGCGAGACGGUUGACAACGUAGCGGGUAUACUUGCUGGAAGAAGAGAUUCAGCCCUUACCAAUCAUGGAGCCGAGCAGGCGCGUCGCUUGAGCGACUAUCUUGCAGAGAAUAGAACUUCUCUGACGCGCAUCUUCUCCUCGACGUUGCAGCGUGCGUACAAGACUGCCAGCAUUGUGGCCGCGAAACAGACCACCACGGACUUGACUGUCAGCACUGUCCCGUACCUGAUUGAGCGCGACUUUGGCUAUUACGAGGGCAAAACGAAUCGUGUGCGAAAGGGUCCCGACGCCGAGGAACACAAGAAAGAGCCUGGCUUUGUCGAUGUUGAGUCGAAGGAUGAGCUCGCGGUCCGCGCAGAUCUAUUCCUGGAUCUUCACCUCCUGCCCUUGUUGGAUGAUGAGGCCGAGUUCGGUGGAGCUGCAGAACAUGUGGUGGCUGUUGUGUCUCAUGGCAUCUUGCUGUCGAGCCUAUGGCGAAGGCUGUUGCUCCGUCUGGGUCCGGGAAGCGUCACAGUGGCUCGGGACGUGGUAUCGAAUCGAGGUCCAGUCGUUCUUGCACACCUGGGCGGAUGGAGCAACACCGGCUUCCUUGAGCUUUCCAUACAAAGUGUAGACCCUGAGCUCGGCUCGGAACUAUCACCAGCCGACGCAGGUUCAUCCCCACCUGAAUCAGACGCGACUGUAAAUGUGUCGACGCUGGAUAGCCCGGGCAAUUCUCCUGGCGAGGUCGUACCGCCGCAGCUCUUGACAGAGUCCUCUGGAAUUGAGAUGCCGACAGAUCAGUCGGACGUCGUCGGUGAUGUAAGUGUCACAAAGAAUGCUAUCAACGCAGAGCCCAGUGAGAAAGAAGGCCUCCGAUUACUCGAAGGCUAUCGCACCACUAUCCUCAUUGUCGAUGGUCAACAGCACCUCCAAGGUCUGAAACGACAACGAGGUGGCAUUGGUCGAGCAGAACAUGAUGACAAGCAGCAAAGUAUGACCUCUUUUUUCAAGAAAGCACGAAAGGAUUGA
This is a messenger RNA of Aureobasidium subglaciale EXF-2481, 1035 nucleotides long. RefSeq lists its product as uncharacterized. Gene Ontology annotation, cellular component: cytosol. Gene Ontology annotation, molecular function: fructose-2,6-bisphosphate 2-phosphatase activity. Lineage: Eukaryota; Fungi; Ascomycota; Dothideomycetes; Dothideales; Saccotheciaceae. The coding region runs from base 1 to 1035 and encodes 344 amino acids. The record is from RefSeq and is a predicted model, not a curated record. Gene Ontology annotation, biological process: fructose 2,6-bisphosphate metabolic process; fructose 1,6-bisphosphate metabolic process; positive regulation of DNA repair. The transcript is spliced from 2 exons.